UAAGUUGGACAUCCCUUUAUCCCUGGCAAAAACAACACGUGUGUGCGCAAUUUCAAAAUUUGUUGAAUUUUUUACAAUAUUGAUAAAAUUCAGCAAAUAUGCGUAUAGAAACGUGUUACUUUUGCUCCAGCAAAAUUUAUCCUGGACAUGGGAUACAAUUUGUGCGAAACGAUUGCAAAAUUUUCAGAUUUUGCAGAAGUAAAUGUCAUAGAGCAUUCAAACGAAAGAAGAACCCACGUAAAGUACGCUGGACAAAGGCCUACCGAAAGGCAGCUGGUAAGGAGCUUGCCAUCGACCCCAGUUUCGAAUUUGAGAAACGCCGUAAUGUCCCAGUUAAAUACAGUCGCGAGGCCUGGCAGAAAACACUCGAUGCUAUUAAGAAGGUUACUGAAAUUAAGGAACGUCGACAAGACAACUUUGUCUUGCAACGUUUGCGCAAGGGUCGUGAAGUCGAAAUACAGAUGGACGUGAAAGACGUACAGCGCAACAUAUCAUUAAUUCGUUCUCCAGCAGCUGGUCUUAAAGAACGUCGCGCGAAGGAAGAAGCACAAGAAGCUGCACUUAUGGAUGAAGAUUUGCCCGAAGAAGAAAUUACAUACGUUGAUGCUCGCGAGCUUGAAAAGAAACUGGAAGAAGGCGCAACUAUGGAGGAUAUUGAGAUGAUGAAAGCUUAAGUUGGGGACAAAGAGUGUUAUGGGGGUCUAGUUAUAAGUCGUAUAUUACCCUGUUUUCAUUUCUAAGAAUAUUUCUAUGAUUUCAUUAAAAUGUAUAACAAAA
This is a messenger RNA of Zeugodacus cucurbitae (melon fly), 777 nucleotides long. It is a transcript of the gene RpL24-like, whose product is annotated as probable ribosome biogenesis protein RLP24. The transcript is spliced from 2 exons. Gene Ontology annotation, cellular component: nucleolus. Gene Ontology annotation, biological process: ribosomal large subunit biogenesis. The record is from RefSeq and is a predicted model, not a curated record. The coding region runs from base 99 to 674 and encodes 191 amino acids. NCBI's taxonomy places the organism in Eukaryota, Metazoa, Arthropoda, Insecta, Diptera, Tephritidae.